AUGAACGGAGCAGGUUUUAUCUCUGCUGCUGACUCACGCAACAACAAGACUGGCCCCAUCAGCGGCCUCUUACAGUCUGCUACGUAUCUGGCUGGUCUGUCAGGAGGUGGUUGGCUCGUUGGGUCUAUCUUUGCCAACAACUUCUCCACAAUUCCAGACUUGCAAAAAGGUAACAGGGAUUCGGAUAUCUGGGCGUUUGACCGUUCCAUCUUCAAGGGGCCCGAAAGGUCAGGUCUCGGCGUCUUGAACACAGCUGAAUACUGGGAUGACAUCAAAGACGCCGUUGACGACAAGGCCGAGGGGUGGAAUACUACAAUCACUGACUGGUGGGGACGUGCUCUGUCUUACCAGCUGAUCGAUGCCUCCAAAGGCGGUCCUGCGUAUACCUUCUCCUCCAUCGCGGAUACAUCCAACUUCAAAGACGCAGAUACUCCAUUCCCUAUCCUUGUUUCUGAUGGCCGUGCCCCCGGCGAACGUAUCGUUUCACUCAACGCAACUGUAUACGAGUUCAACCCCUUCGAGUUUGGAACGUGGGAUCCCACCACUUAUGGUUUUGCUCCUACAGAGUACAUCGGCUCUAACUUUACAGACGGAACUGUCGAAAAGGGUGGCGAAUGUGUCCGCGGCUUUGAUCAGUUUGGCUAUGUUAUGGGCACAUCCUCUACAUUGUUUAACCAGUUCCUGCUCAACAACAUCACCAAGAUUGGAGAAGAAAACAAAAUUCCUUCCAUUGUCAUUAAGGCCAUCAAGGGCGUCCUGACAGAUCUGGAUGCCAACGAUGAGGAUAUCGCUGACUAUUCCCCCAACCCAUUCUACAAGUGGGACCCAACCGGCAAAAGCUACAAUGCCAAGGACCAUCAGUUGACUCUUGUCGACGGAGGAGAGGAUCUGCAGAAUAUCCCCCUUCACCCUUUGAUUCAGCCUGUUCGAGGUGUCGACAUCAUUUUUGCUGUCGAUUCUUCAGCAGAUACCGACAACAACUGGCCCAACGGCACUGCUCUUCGUGCGACAUAUGACCGUGUCGACUCCGCAUUGGGAAAUGGAACUCAGUUUCCCUCGAUCCCCUCAGCUGAGACAUUCAUCAACGAGAAGUUAAACCAGCGCCCCACACUGUUUGGUUGUGAUGCAAACAACUUCACACUUUCAGACGGUCGAUCUCCUCCUCCUCUUGUUUUCUACAUUCCCAACGCGCCAUACACUUUCCAGAGCAAUGUUUCCACCUUUGAUCUCUCGUACAGCAUCCCUGAGCGUGACAGCAUCAUUUUGAAUGCUUUGAAUGGUGCUACUCAGGGAAAUGCUACGAUUGAUAAGGAAUGGCCCACAUGUGUCGUCUGUGCCAUCAUGAGCCGAAGUUGGUGGAAGGCCAAUGAGACUGUUCCCAAGGAAUGCAGCACAUGUUUUGACAGAUACUGCUGGGACGGAAAGACGAAUAAUACAGCUGUCAAGACAUACGAACCUAACUUUAUCAUUUCCAACGAGACUGCAGCGGCAGAGGACAACGCGGCCACUGCCGGUUUCGCGCCUAGUUGGUAUGUGUCUGUAUUUGUCGGAGUUACCUUGUUGUUGUCUAUCUAGUCAUUGGCAAGUAGGUUUUUGGGUUUGGAUAUGUCGCCCAUCUCAAGGAUAUAAUUGGAUCUAUUUCGUUAAAAUACUAUAUUACUUAUUCAUGAUAUCAUUAUUUGAC
Messenger RNA from Fusarium graminearum PH-1, 1684 nucleotides. Its product is annotated as lysophospholipase precursor. Gene Ontology annotation, biological process: glycerophospholipid catabolic process. Gene Ontology annotation, cellular component: intracellular membrane-bounded organelle; cytosol. The record is from RefSeq and is a predicted model, not a curated record. The coding region runs from base 1 to 1575 and encodes 524 amino acids. The transcript has a single exon. NCBI's taxonomy places the organism in Eukaryota, Fungi, Ascomycota, Sordariomycetes, Hypocreales, Nectriaceae. Gene Ontology annotation, molecular function: A2-type glycerophospholipase activity.